This is a messenger RNA of Xenopus tropicalis (tropical clawed frog), 2347 nucleotides long. It is a transcript of the gene nck2, whose product is annotated as NCK adaptor protein 2. Bases 307 to 1452 code for a protein of 381 amino acids. The record is from RefSeq and is a predicted model, not a curated record. Gene Ontology annotation, biological process: positive regulation of actin filament polymerization; regulation of transcription by RNA polymerase II. Lineage: Eukaryota; Metazoa; Chordata; Amphibia; Anura; Pipidae. Gene Ontology annotation, cellular component: cytosol; endoplasmic reticulum; cytoplasm. The transcript has 5 exons.
GCGAGCAUUGGAAAAAGAGAUUGGGAGCUGACCAACCGCGGCUGCCUAGCAGCUUCCCACCGUGUAACACUGAGCCAGGCCGGCUCGUCACUCCCACAAGGCGGCGCGCCAAUGUGUCAGUGCGUUACGUGUAGCGGCGAUGCCAGUCUCGCGUGAGGAGAGAUGUGGCGCUGGGAGUGUGUGUAGGACCGGAGCCUGCAGUAACAAGCUCUUCGGGAGAUAAACUUCACUUCUGCAUGACACCAAACAGAGGCAUUGUCUCCACAAAAGGGCUGGUUAGCCUUGUGCCAAUUGACUCCAUGAAAGAUGACAGAGGAAGUCAUUGUUAUUGCCAAGUGGGAUUAUACGGCACAACAGGACCAAGAACUUGAUAUUAGAAAAAAUGAACGCCUGUGGCUACUUGAUGACUCCAAAACCUGGUGGAGGGUAAGAAACACUGCCAACAAAACUGGAUACGUGCCAUCAAACUACGUGGAGAGGAAGAACAGCUUAAAAAAAGGAUCUCUUGUUAAAAAUUUAAAGGACACUCUGGGUCUUGGCAAAACAAAAAGCAAAAAAAAUAGCACUCGAGAUGCCUCACCCACACCAAGCACUGAUGCGGAAUAUCCAUCUAAUGGCAGCAAUACAGAUCGAAUCUAUGAUUUAAACAUUCCUGCAGUAGUCAAAUUUGCCUAUGUAGCAGAGAGAGAUGAUGAGCUGACACUCGUGAAAGGCACACGAGUGGUUGUUAUGGAAAAGUGCAGUGAUGGAUGGUGGCGUGGUGCGUACAAUGGACAUGUUGGCUGGUUUCCAUCUAACUAUGUAGUAGAAGAAGCUGAUGACACAACUCCAGAUUCCCCAAGUUUUCUAAGCUCAAGGAAAGGAGCUUCUAUGACCAAUGGGCAAAAUACAAAAGUGCUUCACAUUGUUCAGACAUUGUACCCAUUCAGCUCAGUAACUGAAGAGGAGCUGAACUUUGAGAAAGGUGAAACUAUGGAAGUAAUUGAAAAACCAGAGAAUGACCCUGAGUGGUGGAAAUGUAAAAACUCUAGUGGGCAAAUUGGACUUGUACCCAAAAACUACGUUGUUAUUUUAACUGAUGGCCCUUCUAUGAACAGUUCCCAUAUUACUCAGAUAAGCUACACAGGUCCUGCGUGCACCGGCCGGUUUGCCGGUAAAGCAUGGUAUUAUGGUGGUAUAACCCGACAUCAAGCGGAAUGUGCCCUGAAUGAAAGAGGAAUGGAGGGAGACUUUGUUAUUAGAGACAGUGAGUCUUCGCCCAGUGACUUUUCCAUAUCUUUGAAGGCAUCAGGAAAAAAUAAACACUUUAAAGUACAGCUGGUGGACAGUGUAUACUGCAUUGGACAGCGGCGAUUUAAGAACUUAGAUGAAUUGGUGGAACAUUAUAAAAAAGCCCCUAUCUUCACUAGUGAACACGGAGAAAAGUUGUACCUUGUUAAACCACUACAGUGACAACCCCGGAGACCAAGCUACCCCUACCGGGUUCUCCCAACUUCAAGCCUUAGUUCUGACAAAUAACUUCCAUGGAACAGAGCCAUCAUUCCAAAAGAAGCAAAUGAGCACUCUUAAAAUAAUGGCUCACCUUAUACCACAAAACACUCUUUGCAUUGUACUUUUAUUUUUCUGUUGUGUGUUUGUCCUUUCUGUUUGUGUGUCACAUUGCCCUCAGGUUAAACACCUCACUUAAGUGACCAUUGUAAGCACUCACUGUCAUGCCUUGGUUUAGACUCCUAUUCUGCAUAUGUUUACAGUAUAAUGCUGGUCCUGGCUAGCAAAUGAGUAGGGGUCAACUUGAACAGUGUUAAUGUACUUAAAUCCUUUUUUUUUAUAAUAUAAGAAUUCUUUAUUGGAAAUAGACACAGAUAAAAUGCACUGAAGCUGCAGCAAAUAAUUAUUGUAGACAUGCUGUAUCAGUUGUGGCUGUGAAUUCUGUAGCCUCAUUGCUUUACCAAGUAGUACAUUCAAAAAUGUCAUAGAUCCUAGGCACUCUUUACACUGUAUAGUACUCUGUGUCUGCAUUACCUCUUGACCACUUUGCAGAGUAUACUAUGUAAAGAUAUUGUAGCAGUAAUUCUUCAACUACUUUGGUACAAUUGAUUGUAGUAUAUAGUGUAUUUUGAUAUGUUAUUACUGCAAAAUAAUUACUGAAUGACUUUGAUUCCAAGUUUUGCAUAAAAGUUAACCAAAUGUGCCAUCCACAUGUUAUUGUUUUUUUUCUUGCCCUUCUGCUCGUUGAAAUUGAACAGUUAUGUAUUUAAUUAUGAAAGUAAUAUGUAUGUAUGUAUGUACGUAUGUGUAGCUGAUUGUCUAGGAUAAUACAAAAUAAAAAAAAAAUGUUCGUUUUUUU